Molecule: messenger RNA, 574 nt
Organism: Cajanus cajan (pigeon pea)
Lineage: Eukaryota; Viridiplantae; Streptophyta; Magnoliopsida; Fabales; Fabaceae
Source: RefSeq, a predicted model, not a curated record
UUAUCCCUCUAUAUAUUUAUUCAUUCUUCAACUCCCUCUCACUCUUACAAUUCAAUAACCCUCUAUUUCUUUUCCAUCUUCUCAACAAUUUUUCACCAUUUUCUACCAAAAAAGAUGAGCAAGGUCACAGCCCUGUUCUUCACCCUACUACUCUGCACCAUUCUCGCCCAUGCCAUGCGCCCUCAACCAGCUUUUCAACAGGAAUCAUCCUUGGCAAGAGCGCAUCAACAGGGUGUCGAGGCUGUUGAUGAGAGUUGUGAAGGCGUUGGAGAAGAUGAAUGCUUGGUGAGGAGAACACUUGCCGCUCACGUGGACUAUAUUUAUACGCAAAAGCAUAAUCCUUGAAAAAUACUAUUAAAUUAUUAUUCUCUUAGUGCUAUUACUAUGGAUAGAUAUUAGCGUCUGUCCAUGUGUUGUUUUCAUACUCAUCAGGAGUUGGUAGCUGGAUCAUUUGUUUGUACUUCAUAUUUCUAUUUUUUGUUUUUCUCUUUAGCUUAUAUGUAUAUUGUAUGAAAGUACAAUUUCAUGGAGAUAUUUGCCUAGUUGAUAGAGUACAAGAAAGAGUCUCUUUUCA